Messenger RNA from Arachis stenosperma, 2141 nucleotides. RefSeq lists its product as uncharacterized. Gene Ontology annotation, biological process: peptidyl-lysine monomethylation. Bases 50 to 1774 code for a protein of 574 amino acids. Gene Ontology annotation, molecular function: protein-lysine N-methyltransferase activity; protein binding. NCBI's taxonomy places the organism in Eukaryota, Viridiplantae, Streptophyta, Magnoliopsida, Fabales, Fabaceae. The record is from RefSeq and is a predicted model, not a curated record. The transcript has 15 exons.
UUUUUCUUAAAAGAAUAAAUAGAAUAGAGUAUUUCCCUAUUUCCCUAUAAUGCCCUUCUCUGUAACAAGAGCUGAUACAACUGAAGCUAGCAGCCAUUGCCACUCUGCAAACGACACCGUUUUCAACGGCGGAGGCGCCGCAAUGCCAUUUCGAGCUCGCACUGCAAUCUUCCGUUGGUCUCUGCAUAGUGUUCCUUACCGUAUCCAUCACCAUCAACCUCAUUCUCUUCACUCUCCUUCUUCUUCCAUUCCCCACAAGUUCACUUCUUUAGCCCAAACUCAGGUUUAUGGCGAAUCUGUUGAAACAAGUGACGAUGAUGGAUUUUUGUCAUGGUUGGAGCGGAAAGCUGGUUGUAGAAUUUCUUCAUCGCUUUCAAUCGGUAAAUCUUCAUAUGGCAGGUCUCUGUUUGCUUCUAAGGCGAUAAAAACCGGAGAUUGUAUUUUGAAGGUUCCUUAUAGAGUGCAAAUAACAGCAGAUAAUCUCCCUGCUAAGAUCAAAUCUCUGAUCAGUGAGGAAGUUGCGAAUGUUGCAAAACUUGCUGUUCUUCUUCUAAUUGAGCGGAAAUUGGGUCAGGACUCUCAGUGGAAUCCUUAUAUCUGCCGUCUACCAUGGCAAGAGGAGUUGCAUAACACGAUUUUUUGGAAUGAAAGUGAGCUGGAGAUGAUUCAUCGAAGCUCGGUUUAUUGGGAAACAAUUAACCAAAAGUCUCAAAUUGAAAGGGACUUCUUGGCAAUCAGACCUAUUUUUGAAUGUUUCAGUCAAAGUUUUGGAGAUAUUACUUAUAAAGACUUCAUGUAUGCAUGCACACUAGAUUCCUUUAAUAGAUCGACAUGCUACUCAGCCUCCCUAAUAGUUGUCUUUUCCUUCUUUUCUCCACCUAUGUAUGAAGGAUAUCUAUAUGAUGGUGUAUCUUUACUCAUACCAAAUUUUGAAAGGAAACCUCAUUAUUAUAUUUUAUGUAAAUAUAGACUUUCAUCUUUAGUUUCGUUGUUAACCUCAAUAUCAUUAUCAGUUGGUUCUCGAGCAUGGGGAAGCACCAAUGGUUUAUCUCUGAUUCCUUUUGCAGAUUUUGUAAACCAUGAUGGGAAUUCAGAAGCAAUUGUGAUGAGUGAUGAUGACAAACAAUUAUCAGAAGUUAUCUCUGAUCGUGACUAUGCGCCUGGGGAGCAGGUACUGAUAAGAUAUGGAAAGUUUUCAAAUGCUACAUUGAUGUUAGACUUCGGUUUUACAGUCCCCUACAACAUUUAUGACCAGGUUCAGAUCCAGUUAGAUAUACCUAAGCAUGAUCCUCUGCACAAGAUGAAGUUGGAACUCAUGCAACAAUACUUUGUGCCUUCAAGGAAAAACGCGGAAAACUUGAAACAUUCUUGGAACAUCUUCACAAUCAAGGAGGUCAAGUGGCCUAAAGGAAAAGGGAAAGGUCUUCCACAAUCGCUUCGUGCUUUUGCUCGUGUUCUUUCUUGUACUAAUCGUCAAGAACUUGAUGAUCUGGUUGUGGAAGCUGCACAAACUGAUGGUAGGCUAGGUAGGCGGCCGUUACCGGAUGUCAACAAAGAGAUUCAAGCCCACCUGAUGUUAUCGUCAUUAAUCGGCCAAUUAAUUGAGGAGCGCAGUGCAGCCAUUAUGUCAUUGGAGGAGUCUUCCAAUUCUUCAUCAUUUUGUGUAAGAGUUCCUGUUAGAAGAUUCAUGGCCCGGGAUCUCCUAUGCGGCGAACUUCGCAUUCUGAAUUCUGCUUUUACAUGGCUGGAGAACUACUGUUUGUCGUCGACUUAACGGUUGUCUGUAGCUGCAGCCUCAGUAUAGCAGGAAAAUGAAACUACCACAUCAGAUAUAUUGGAAUUAUCACAACCUGAAGAUUAUGCUGACUAUGGGUUAGCUGCUUCUUUUGGUUGGUUAGACUAUUCAACCUAAGUUGUUUUGGUUCUAUCACCUACUGGAUUUGGAAUGAGUAUAUUAGAGAGCAAGUUAGGGCAGCAUCUGUUGUAGAAUAGUAGAAAUAAAUAUAUUUCUCAUGUUGUACCUUAAUUUAUUCUCUCCCUUCUGGAUCAGAAAAUGAUCAAUUGUGUGGUUGAGGCAUGUGAUGUAAUGGCAAAACUGUUUGUCUCUGUAAAAUAAAUCUAUAUCACAUCCAAUUAUGUAA